Molecule: messenger RNA, 5770 nt
Organism: Olea europaea var. sylvestris
Lineage: Eukaryota; Viridiplantae; Streptophyta; Magnoliopsida; Lamiales; Oleaceae
Product: MAG2-interacting protein 2-like
Exons: 7
Coding region: 326-2068 (580 amino acids)
Biological process (GO): retrograde vesicle-mediated transport, Golgi to endoplasmic reticulum
Cellular component (GO): endoplasmic reticulum membrane; Dsl1/NZR complex
Molecular function (GO): SNARE binding
Source: RefSeq, a predicted model, not a curated record
UACGAGUGAAAGAGAAGAGAGAAGAGAGGGACAAACCGGAUACGUGUGUGAAAAGGGAUUUCCAAAAUGAAUAGUGCCUCUCUUUUAUCAUUUUUAGAGUGAGAGAGAUUAGCUGAACCGUGCCUCUUCAACGAAAUUCGGAAUUCCUCGCUAGACCCUCGAUCUCGAAACCGACGUCUCCCACGAUUUCUCUCUUCUUCUCUCUCUAUCCAACGUUAUGCAGAAAAUUCCGUGCACUUUUUGGGGGCUAAGGGUUUGAGAUCUUGACGAAAAACCCACGAAAAGUUAGCUGUUAUUUACAAAUUGUAGGUAUAUACAUUUAUACAUGGAGGAAUCAGUUCGAGAAGUCCUUUUCGAGACUCGUAGUCACGCUUCCAGACCUUUCUCCUCCAAUUAUCCCCCUCAACAGCAGCUGAACAAAGGUGGCAGGGGGAGUUUACUUUCAUAUCUUUCAAUUCGAGGCAUUACUCAACUAAAAGAGAAAUGGAGUGAAUAUAGGCAGCCGAGAAGAUUAAGACGAUUAGUAUCCUUGUACGUCACUGCAAGAGGUGACCAUGUUGCUGUAGCUUCUGGAGAUCAAAUAAUAAUUUUGCGAAAGGAUGAUGACUACCAGGAGCCAGUUGGAAUGUUCAACAGUGGGAAUGCUGGCACUUUCACAUGUGGAACUUGGUCAGAAGCUCAUGAGGUCCUUGGAGUUGCUGAUGAUACUGAUACACUCUAUUUCAUUAAAGCUAAUGGGGAAGAAAUAACCAGAGUCACAAAGAGGCAUUUAAAUGCCUCUUUACCAAUUGUAGGCUUGGUUGUGCUAGACGACACUUAUAUGAAGAAAUCUUGCUUGUGCACAUUCAGUGUUCUAAUAUCAGAUGGUUCAAUGCAUGAUAUAGAGAUCAGCAAGGAUCCAAGUGCCUCCAUUUUGUCUGCUCACAGUUUGAGUUCAAAGCAGUUCCCUCAGAAUGUUUUCUGCUUGGAUUAUCAUCCAAACCUUUCUUUGUUUGCUCUAAUCAGUAGUGCUGGAGAUAUCCAAUCGACAUCUAAUGGGAGCACUGGAUCUUGUUCUGUUUCUCUUUGGCGAAUAAACAGGAACUUGGAUAUGGAGCCAGUUACCUUUACUCAAUUUGAAGGUUUAUAUUCCUUACCAACUGCUUAUCUUGGUCAAUUGACAUCUUCAAAGGUGUUACUCUCUCCACAAGGAAAUUUUGUUGCUACUCUGGAUAUGCGAGGACACUUCUUUGUGUUUAAAUAUGAUGAAGAGAAGCGUUCUCUUUCAAAAUUAUCUUUUGGCAAGAGCUAUAACACAGAGGUUGUAAUUGAGAUGUCAAGUAGUGGCGCAGAAUUCAUAAACAAUAUAGUUGAUUUUACUUGGUGGUCUAAUAACGUCCUUACUGUUGCAAAAAGAAAUGGCAUCAUCACUAUGAUUGGAAUUCUUACUCGUGUCAAAUUGCCAGAGAAUGAUCUUGUAUAUUCAAUACCCCUUUUAGAAAGAGCACGACAGUUUCCUGGGCAUAUUUUCCUUUUAGAGAAUACUUCAUCUGAGGAGAGCAACGAAAUAUCCGAGCGCAAGGGCACUAGUGCUGUUGAACAGGUCACGGUAGAUAAAUCUAACCAGUUCGAUUUUUCCCAACUGCGAUGGAGCUUAGUUUCAUUUUCUGAAAUAUCUGUUCCUGCAAUGUAUGAUAAAUUAAUUACUGACCGAAGUUAUCAGGCAGCUCUUGACUUUGCUGAUCGACAUAAUUUAGACAAAGAUGAAGUGUUGAAAUCUAAAUGGUUAUCUUCUGCCCAAGGAGUAAAUGAGAUAAAGACAUUACUGCCCACCAUCAAGGACCAAGCUUUCUUACUUUCCGAGUGUUUGGAAAGAGUAGGACCAACGGAAGAUGCAAUGAGGGCUUUACUUACUUUUGGACUCCACCUAACAGAUUCUUACAGGUUUUCGGAGUCAGAAGAUGAGGAAUAUGGCCAGAUAUGGGAUUUUCGGAUGUCAAGGCUGAAGUUGCUGCAGUUCAGAGACAGGCUGGAGACAUUUCUUGGGAUAAACAUGGGCAGGAAUUGUGUAACGGCUACAGCCUUGUAACUAGCCAUAUUUUAUCUAUUUAAGGAGAACAACUCUCAAAGGGAGAGGUACUCAAAACUGAAAAAAAUUGUGUUUUGACAUGGUAUCAGAGCCCUCGAUCUGAGAGGACUCUUUGGGUUAGAAAAUUUUCUUGGACUCUUCUACAAUAAGGCUCAAUUCUUAGUUUUGGACUCACCUGACGAAUUACUUCAUCGUGGUAUCCGCUAAUUUCUGUGGAGUCUCUGUGUCGACGAGCUUUUCUCUAUCGCUGAUUCGGCUGUCGGGAUUCACUACUAUCAGACGUGAAUCCCUCUGUGUCGCCGAGUCCGGUAUCGCCCAUCAAUGUUGUCGGCAUCUUCAUAAAAUCGACAGAUUUCAGCGACUUCAGUGUUAGCAAUCUCUUUUCGCGAACGACGGAGGAUCAAUUGAGCUUGAGGAAUGAAGGUAAUAAGCCUGCAAAUUGGUUUCUGUGUUAUUAAUUUGUAAUUGGGCCAGUGUUGAAGUACUAGGCUGAGUAAUAGAAUUGGGCCUAUUUAAAAUUGGUUCUUGUGUUGGGCUAUAUUUAAAAUUGGGCCUUUUCUUAUUGGGCUGAUUUAUUUUAUUUGAUUGAGCUCAUUGUUCGAAUUGGACCUUAAAAUCAUUGUUUGAAUUGGGCUUGUGAGCUAUUAGGCCUUUUAUUUUAUAAUGUCUACUGGGACUUCAGAUUUCUUUGGUGUGAAAUUUACGGGUAAGAAUUAUUCUGUCUGGGAAUUUCAAUUUCGACUUUUUGUUACGUGGAAGGAAUUAUGAGGUCAUAUAGAUGGGAUUGAUUCAGCUCUCAAAAUGGAAGAUUAAAGGUGCUCGAGUUAUGGCUUAAAUUUUAGGGUCUAUUGAUCCUCUGAUUAUUUUGAAUUUGAGGCCGUAUAAGAAUGUUAAAAGUAUGUGGGAAUAUUUGAAGAAGUUUAUCAUUAGGAUAAUAUAGCCCGACGAUUUCAAUUGGAGUCUAACAUUGCUAGCUAUACUCAAGGCGGUCUUUCUAUUUAGGAAUAUUUUUCUGGAUUUCAGAACUUAUGGGCGGAGUAUGUUGACAUAAUUUAUGCAAAGAUAUUAGAUGGUUCACUUGCUACAAUUUAAGAGGUUCGCGGAAAAGCAAAAGAGAUCGAUUUUUGAUGAAGUUGCGACCUGAAUUCGAGGUAGCUCGAUCUAAUUUGAUGAAUCGCAAUCCAUUCCCCUCUUUGGAUGUAUGCUUCGAGGAGUUACUUUGGGAAGAGCAACGUUUUGCUACACAGCUACUUCUUAGGAAGACAAACUGCCAACUAAUGUACUUGCCUAUGCCACUCUAAGGAAAGGCAAGGGUAGAGGCAUGAAGAGUUCAAUGCUUUAACUGUAAGGAAUGUUGACAUAUUGUAGCCCACUGUGCGAAGAAGUAUUUCAACUACUGCAAAAAGCCAAGGCAUACUGUCAAAGAAUGUCCUACUUAUCCUCAAAAUCUUCAGGCUAAUGCCUACAGUUGGUCCUUUCUCUUCCACUGGCAGUGAUUCAUAUGCUGUCACUCCAGUGAUAGUUGAACUUAUGAUUAUUUGAGCUUUUUUAGCCUUGGGUAUACAAGGUAAUGGCUCCCUACCAUUAUGAUCAUGGUUUGUUGAUUCUGGUGCAAUAAAAUAAGAUAGAAUAUAAUGGAAAAGCAAUUGUAGUUGUAGCCACUCACGUGUGGCACCAAUCACCUAACUAAUGAGCAAAUCUUGAUAAAGACAACUUUUUUAAACUUUAAUAACUUUGGUCUAACUUAUCCAAAUUAACUUUUUUUCGAGCCAAAGACUAGUUCCCCUGAUACUCUUAGCAAUAUACGGACAUAUAAAGGAUCCUUGUGCAAUCAGAUUGCUAAUGGAAAUCAAUUACAUAUUCAUGCUAUUGGAGAUGUUAAUCUCUCUGUUAGCGAUUUUUUGCAUCCCCUGCACUUUCUAUUAGUUUUAUAUCUGUAGGCUAGUUGGUUAAUAAUAACUGUGAUGUUCGAUUUUCUCGUGAUGGUUGUCUUGUACAGGAUUAGGUGUCGGGGAAGAUACUCACGAAGGGGCCUAAAAUUGAUCGAUUAUUUCCUCUACACUUUUCCAUUCCUCCUGUUAUAUAUAUGGCUUGUACUAAUGUUAACAAUAAGGGUAGAAUAUGGUACAAAUGGUUGGGUUAUCCUAAUCCAAUUCAAUCUCAUUUAAUUAACUUUGAUUUAUUGGGCAAUAAAGAUAAAUUUUCACCUCAUAAUUCUCUUGAAUGUUCCACAUGUAAUUUAGGUAAGAGAGUCUCUUUCCUUUACUCCUCAUGGUAGUCAGGCUGAACGAAGUUUUGAUUUGGUUCAUAGUGAUGUGUGGGGUAUGUCUCUAGUUAUAUCUCAUGCGCACUAUAAAUACUUUGUUACAUUCAUUGAUGAUUAUAGCAAGUAUACGUGGAUAUAUUUUCUUCGUUCCAAAUCUGAAGUAUUUUUUGUCUUUCAAUAAUUUAUUGCAUAUGUUGAGACUCAAUUCUCUUUGAGCAUUAAGGUAUUAAGAUCUAAUUCAAGAAGUGAAUAUAUAUCUCAUAAGUUUCAUGAUUUCCUUCAAAAAAAAGGUUUUGUCUCCUAGCGUUCUUGUCCUUAUACACUUCAACAAAAUGGUGUUAUUGAACGUAAGAAUGGUCAUCUAUUAGAUGUUACUCGUACAUUAUUACUUGAAUCUUUUGUUCUACCUAAAUUCUAGGUCGAAGCUUUAUCUACGACGGUCUAUUUAAUUAAUCGAUUACCCUCUAGUGUUCUGAAUUUUGAAACUCCCUAUUAUCGCAUGUAUCAUCAACAUCCCAACUAUCUUGACAUGCAUACAUUUGGUUGUGUUUGUUUAGUUCAUUUACCUCCUCAUGAAUGCAAUGAACUUUCUAUUCAAUUUGUUAGAUGCGCGUUUAUGGGUUAUAGUAUUUCUCACAAAGGUUAUGUUUGCUAUGAUCCUGGCUCGAAUAGAUUUCGUAUAUCUCGUCAUGUUGUGUUCUUUAAAAAUCAGCACUUCUUUCCAACUCAUGUUAGGUCUUUGAUCGAGAUAAAUGUUCUUCCACACUUUGAUGACAUACCUUCUACUCUUGAACAGUUCAAGCCUAGAUUUGUGUAUGAACGAUUACGCCUAACUUUGGCCCCUACUAAGCCUGAUCCGCUAUCUAAGCCCACUCAGACAAUAUCUUCCGAAAAUGAGUUGAAUUUUGGCACUAUUCCUCGCCGUUCUACCAGAAUUUCUCGUCCCCCAGAUUGGUAUGGAUAUUCUCAUGCAUCUCUUCGUGCUACUUUGUCAUCCAUCCCUAUUCCUACAUGAUAUUCCGAAGCUGUCAAGCAUGAAUGUUGGCGGGAGGCAAUGACAGAAGAACUUCGUGCUCUUAAGGAAAAUCAUUCAUGGUUUACUUGACCAAGUGUGUCUAAAACUACUCAGAUUGCGGAAAAAUUUGUAAAAUGUGUGAAAUCAGGUGUUUCACUUCCAUUGAGCCAUCCUUCAUCCUCUUUUCGAAGAUGAGCAUGCUUUGAGAUGUUUCACACUAGUCAAUUAUCAUAACAAUAGAAGCUUCUUAGGCCCAUGUGACGAUUUCAAAAAUUAUUUUAAUCAUAAAUUUGAUUUUUGAAAUUUUUUGUGGUGAAUACAACAUUUGUUCUUUUAAAUUAGAUAUAGCUGCUUUAGAUGUACCAUUAAUUGCAAUAUGUACAUUUUUUGCCAUGUAGUGUGUAUCUCUUUUGAAGGUAUA